AUGGAGAAGAAGUUUGGGAUGGAGGAGAAGUUUGGAAUGGAGCAGAAGAAUCGAAUUAAGGAAGCAGAAGAAGUUAAGGAGGAUGGAGAAGAAGUUAGGGAAGGAGAAAAGGUUAAGAAUAAAGAACAAGUUAGGGAAGGAGAAGAAGUUAAGGAUGGAGAAAUAUUUUGGGAUGGGGAAGAAGUGAAGGAAGGAGAAGAGGUUAAGGAAGAAGAAGAAGAAGUUUUGGAUGGAGAAGAAGUUAAGGGUAAAGAAAAAAGGAUGAUGAGGAAGAAAGUAAGGAUGGAGAAGAAGAAGUUAUGGACAGAGAAGAUGUUAAAGAUGGAGAAGAAACUAAGGAAGGAGAAGAAAUUAGAGAAGAAGUUUGGGAUGGAGAAAAAGUUAAGGAUGGAGAAGAAGUUUGGGAGGGAGGAGAAGUUUGGAAUGGAGGAGAAGUGUCGCCGCCGUCAAAACGAGGCGGUCGGAGCGACGCGAUGA
This is a messenger RNA of Sphenostylis stenocarpa, 477 nucleotides long. NCBI's taxonomy places the organism in Eukaryota, Viridiplantae, Streptophyta, Magnoliopsida, Fabales, Fabaceae. The record is from the annotation of a GenBank genome assembly.